AUGGUCAAAUUCAGACGAAGCAGCGGGCGCGCCUCGUCGCAUAACCACAGUCUCUCCAUCCCCGAGAAAGACCCCACCGCCAUUGUCCCUCCUAAAAAGGUCAUCAAGGCCUUGUACGACUGGGACGCUCCCAACGACAACCCUAACGUCCGAUUCCUGUCCUUUGCCUCUGGCGACUUCCUCCACGUAACCGGGCGCGAAGACGACACCGAGUGGUACGAGGCGUGCAAUCCGCUUCACAACUCGCGCGGCUUGGUACCGGUGAGCUACUUUGAACAAGUCGGCAAGACAGUGCGCGAGAGCGCCUCGGUCACAUCGUCGCCCAGCACCCACCACGACAGUGGUUAUGCCGACAAGUCAUCGCACGACCCCUCCAGAAUGAGCAAGUCCUCGAUGGGCAGAUCCGGUGGCGCCCCUGUCUACGGCAUUGUCGCAUACGACUUCAAGGCCGAGCGACCCGACGAGCUCGAAGCUCACGAAGGAGAGGCCAUCAUCGUUAUCGCGCAAUCAAACCCGGAAUGGUUCGUCGCAAAGCCCAUCACGCGACUGGGUGGUCCCGGCCUCAUCCCAGUAUCGUUCGUCGAGAUCAAGGAUCUUACUAGUGGUCAGACGAUCGACUCAGCGGAGGCUAUUGCAAGAGCUGGUAUACCGAGGGUGGAAGAGUGGAAGAAGAUGGCAGCAGACUACAAAAACACCAGCAUUCCGUUGGGCCAGAUUGGCAACAUGCAAGCUGCCUCUCAACAGUCAAUGGCAGGUCUGCAGUCCGGUAUGGAUCGCAUGAGCCUCAACAACGGGGGACAUUCGCGCAACAUGUCGACCGUGUCGCGGCGUACCACAUCGCAGGCGCAUUCGCAAUACCCACUUGCGCCGCUGCGUGCCUCAGUACCGCGCUACAUGUACCUCGAUGAGAAGUUCCAUUUCAUUGUCGAGGCGACACUGGCCGACGGCUCUCAUUGGGAUCUCACACGCAUCUACGAGGACUUCUAUGAGCUUCAGAUCAAUCUCAUAAAGGCCUUCCCUGACGAAGCUGGCAACACCGGCGCACCGCGUACUUUGCCGCUGAUGCCUGGACCUGUACAGUUCGUGACGGACCGUAUCACAGAGGGUCGCCGCGAGAACCUUGACGAAUAUCUAUAUAAGUUGUUGCGACUUGGUUCUCACGUCGUCAACAGCACACUAGUCCGCGGCUUCUUCACUCCUCAUGCUGGUGACUACGAGAUCGACCCCAAUGUCGUCGAUCUCAACGAGCAUAGUCGUUCUGCCGCCGAGACGAAAACCGAUCGCUACUCUACCGCUUCCCAUGCCUCAGGCCACUAUGCCGCUUCGACCAACUCGGCUCGCCAGUCCACCAGCGCACAAUCCUUUGCAGCACACCAACGUCAACAAUCGUCCGUCGGGGCUGGUUCUAUGCGUGCUCCUCCCGCUAUGUCUACCGCUACAACCUCUUCUGCAGCAACGAGUGGCGGCGCCUUGAAAGUCAAGGUAUGGUUCGACCGCGAAACCUGCGUUGUAUUGCGUCUACCACCACGAGGCGCAUUCAACUUUGACGACCUAUACCGAAAGAUUCUGGAAAGACGUAGAUUAGAGUACGGUGAUGCAGACCCGCGCUCUGACGAGACUGAACUCGAUAUUGAGGUCCGCAACGAGCGAACAGGCGAUUAUACACCACUCAUCAACGACGAUACGCUGGAGGACGCAAUUCAACAAAACGAUAAGAUGAUGCUUGUUGUACAAAGCGCUCACGGAAGCUGA
Molecule: messenger RNA, 1752 nt
Organism: Aureobasidium pullulans EXF-150
Lineage: Eukaryota; Fungi; Ascomycota; Dothideomycetes; Dothideales; Saccotheciaceae
Exons: 2
Coding region: 1-1752 (583 amino acids)
Biological process (GO): conjugation with cellular fusion
Cellular component (GO): mating projection tip
Molecular function (GO): protein binding; phosphatidylinositol binding
Source: RefSeq, a predicted model, not a curated record